AAUAAUUUAUUACGGUUGUGGCAAACAACAGUUAACUGGUGUCACUGCUACAAAAGUUUAACAUUAUUUAGCCAAACUUGUGUUGUGAAUGUAUUACACUGAAAUAAAUAAUAAAAUCACUUCAGGCUAUAUAAAAAAAGAUUGUCAAAAUUAAAUGAUAUCGUAGCUUUCGUCCAUUCGAAACCUAAAUUGGGCGGAGACAAAACAAAAUACAGAAAAAAACUUAUUUUGUAAUAAAUGAGGCAAUAAAAUUAGUUAUAGGUAUCUAAUUUCUUAAUUUAUUUACUUGAAUGGAAAUAAAUUUGCCAUUAGAAUCAUCAUUUGUUGAUAACCGCCGUUCUAACAAAAUGUAAAACUCAGAUUAACGUAUAUUUCCGUAUACAUAGCCUACUUUAGCAAAAUAUCUCCAGAGUGACGUCACAAAUUGCUAGCCAGUGAAAGAGAAAGGUGCGCAAAAGGAUACAUAUAUAACUUCACGAUUAUUCACCCGUUAUGUUCACAGUUGACAGAACAGAAGAACGAAUGAAUAUCAAGCAAUGAUUUGUGUAACAUUUUCUUAAGUGUUAUGAUCAAGGCCACUAUGCCAUUUUUUACUGUCAUACUUUCAAGAAUAAUCUUGAGGGAAAAGCAGACGUGUAGUGUGUAUGCUUCCUUGGUCCCCAUAAUUGUCGGUGUUUCCGUGGCCACCGUCACGGAGCUCUCGUUCGACGUCGUGGGUUUGGUGAGUGCCCUGGUGGCGACCAUGGGCUUCUCACUGCAGAACAUAUUUUCCAAGAAGGUGCUCCACGACACGGGAGUGCACCACCUGAGGCUCCUGCACAUCCUCGGUCGGUUGGCUUUCUUCAUGUUCCUGCCCGUGUGGCUGCUGCUUGACUUCCGGCACCUGCUGCAGCAGCCGGCGUCGCUGUUCUCAGACGGGGACUAUCGCGUGGUGGCGCUCUUGUUCACGGACGGGGUGCUCAACUGGCUGCAAAACAUUGCUGCAUUCAGCGUGCUGUCGCUGGUCACCCCGCUGACGUAUGCCGUGGCCAGCGCCUCCAAGCGCAUUGUCGUCAUCGCUGUGUCGCUGCUGGUUCUGGGGAACCCGGUGACUGCGACCAACGUCCUCGGGAUGCUGCUGGCGAUAUUCGGCGUCCUCAUGUACAAUAAGGCGAAGUACGACGCGCGGGAGCGGCAGAAGCAUCACCUCAUCCUGCCGUACUCAUCACGAUCCUCCUGGAAAGGCGAGAGUGCAUUCAACGGCGCGGUGGCCAAUGGCUACUACAAGGGCCCGGCCACCCGCAACGGUCUGCAGUUUGUGUGAAUGCAACCGAGCGAUGGUGGCAACCAUCCUCUGGGCUCCACUUCACCUGGAAUGUUGUGUUCUUUUACUUUCGGCCAAAUUAAAAUUUUUAUGAAGCAGUUAAUAUUUUUAAAUGAUUAAACUCUGGAAGCAAUUUUGUAUGCAUUACCCAACUGAGGGGACCUGGAAAAUGAGCUUCUAGUGACUGAUCACUGAGCUAUUAUUCAACUAAAAAUUUUAAUUAUAAAUUUUUUCUGAAUUUUUGACUAAUACUAUACAAGUAUCAUAUUAUUGGGGGAAGUUUAUAUAGAACACAAUAAUGCAAUGCUUAUCUUGUGGAAAACAUCCGUAGAAAUUGUCCUUGAUGAAUUUUUGUGUUAUUGCAAAGCAUACUUAUGUUCUGCUAUGUAAGCUGUUCAAUUUUUAGACAAAAUUAAUAGUUAACAUUUUAAUCUGACUAUUAGCAUCAGAGUCACUAACUGAUAGACACAAGUUUUUAAUGGUUUCAUUUUUAUUUCAAUUUUAUUUUUAAAAUAGAAAAUUUUGGUUUAUUGUUUUUAUUUUUAUGCAUUCUAAUUUGUAAUACCGUAAUCACUCGCGUAAUGUCCGCAGUAAUUUGACCAGUUUUUUGGCCAAAAAAAUGGGGUGCGGACAUUAUGCGAGGAAAAACAAAAAUACAAAAUUUUGUGUCUUAAUUAUUACUAAAAAGGCACAAAACGUAUCUAAAAUCAAUUUGGAUUUAACUAGCUACGUAUUUUAAAAGAAUAUUGCUGCGGGAUCGCUUGCAAACAACCCGGCUUAGACCAUGUUUACUUUGCUGUAAUUGCCAACGGUAACUGUCUCGCACCCGCCGGAACAUUUAAAAAAAUUAUGCACUACACUGAAAUAACUGUGGUUACGUGUGCCUUAUUAAUAUGAUUAAUAUGUGAUGGAUAAAAACGGCUAUUAACGGCACGGCUGCAAUAUUUUAGCCGUACCAUAUCCUUACGUGCGGCGCGUAGGGAACCAGCGAGCUGGUGGUGGCGCAGUGACUCACCAGUUCCACAUCUGCUGCGCACUUUACCCCCCCCUCCCUUCCAGCAACUGAUGGCCUUCGUGAUGUAGAGAAGGAGGAAGGGAAAGGAAACAUUUAGAGCGUGAGAAUGGCCGAGGGAGGGAUUCCAACCAAAUGUAAACAAAGAAGGGUUCUGUUCUGUCCUGACACGUAAAACAGGGUGCACACUAAUUAAAGAUGACGUUUCUUUUACGCUGCGCUGCGUGUCUUACCUCAACAGAAAACAAGACUGAUCCAUGUCAGCAAAUGUGAUGUUAAUUUUUUUUUCCCGCGCCUUUACUUGAACCAUUUCAUACGAAACAGCACAGGCAUUACUUCUUAAUUCACGUAUAUAGUUUAAAACUUUAUCUUCAAGUUCUGGGAACUUCCCAGCCUUGGGUCCGCGAAACGCACGCCGUGUUGCAUUUGUUGACUGCAACUGUUCUUUUAUUUUCCGCCACUGACGAACACUUUUUUCCUGCACUUCAAACUCCCUUUCAGCAGCCCUGUUCCCAUGCUCUUCAGCAUAACGAACAACUCUUAAUUUAAACCGCACAGUGAAGGAUUUAUAUUUACCCAUUCUGUACUCUACACUACAAAACUCGACGCGAAACUCAUGCCUUGAACUUGCGUGCGUGAUGGUCAGCUGUGUUUACCGUUACCGUGAUUUGUUCAGUUCAACGAAUUUCCCCACCCUUUCAGGACAGGAGAGAAAGGACAGCUGAAGGUCACGGCUUUGUUUACAGAGCCGUCAACUUUCCAUUCGUACUGCGUCCUUUAGGGGUGGCCAAAGUUGUGUUGCCCGCCGUAGACGACUGGUGCGGACAUUAUGCGAAUUUUUAAUUUUUUCUUUUAAGGAUAUAUAAAUAAAGGGUGCGGACAUUAUGCAAGGGCGGACAUUACGCGAGUGAAUACGGUACUUAUUCCACCAUAAUAGUGUAAUGAUGACAUGCUGCAUUUAUAUGAUAAAAUAACCUGUAAUAAGUUUGUUUAAAAAUGACAAUAUAACUAAAUCAGCGAAAAUUUGUAGCAUAAAAAAGCGAUUCCGUAAGAGAUGAACUAAAUAAAUUAAAUAAAUUUUUUUGGAUCUACGCAUUGAUAAAAACUUUGUUUGGAAAUAAUGACAUUUCUUUAUAUUCAAAAAUUCAUAUAUUAGGUACUUUUUUGUUAUUUAAAUUAACUUUAGUUACAUGCUGUUCAAAUUAAUGUUUUAACUUGUAUUUUGGUGCUAUAUGAUAUAUUAACAUGCCUUUUGAUGUGCCACUUUUCUUACAAUCCACCAUAUAAUUAUCUUGUCCUUACUGAUAGUUCAUUGCCCGAUUUCCUCAGUGAGAUUAUGCAUACAAUUGUACUUGUGUAGUUUCCAUUUUAAAAAUACUGCUUUAUUAAUAUCUGGAAUCAGCAGAAAUCAGAAAAUCCAACAUGGCACGGGAAGCAGAGCCUCAACGUGUUGAUGACAUUUUUCUUGGCGCCGAAUGUUUGUCUUUCUCUCGGUAGGAGUAUAAACUUGCCUGAACAGUAUUUCAAUGCAAUUAAGACUUUAAGGUAUUUUGAAUUCUAUUUCUAUGAAAAAUAUUUCAAGUUUCUACUCAUGAUGUUCAGGGCCAUCUUGGAUUUUUAAAAUAUCAGACAUUUUUUUCAUUACACAGGUAUCUACGAGUAAAAUAAUUUGCGAAAGUCAUAAAAAAAAAUGAAACAGAAGAGUGUUCAUGAAGUCCCGAAAUAAAAAGUAACGGUGCUGAAAUUCACUAAAAUUUAAUUUCCAGCAACCUCUUGUUAACUUUGUUUUUAAUGCCUGACUUCAUUUUAUAGUCUCACAUGAAAUAUAAGUAGUAGGAGUCUGUUCAUUUUAAUCAUUUGGAAAUUAUCUCUAAUUAGUAGGUCUGUGCGAAUAAUCAACAUUUCAAUUUAUAAACAAAUUAUUUUGUGAAACAGAAUGGCUAAUAUUAAUAACAUAAUAAAAUAACAACCUCUUAAGGUUGAAGCAACCAAGUAAUGCAAGGUGGACCAGUACAGUCUAUGCAUAGAACAUGCUAAACAGUGCUGCGGGUGGUAAUCUAUUUAAAAGAUUUAAUCUACCUUUUCACAGACACUAUUAUUUUCACUUUUGUAUCUAGGUAAAAAUUUUUUUUGUUAGUUUGUCAGAAUUAUGGAAUUAAAUAUUUGAGUUUAUAUAUAUUAUCAGAGUGUAACAAGGUAUAAAACACUUGUAUAUUGCUACCAAGUGUUACUGAUAUUACGUAAUUAUUACUGAUUUAGAUGCCCAGUUAGAUAACUACGAAGUGUUAUUUAUUUACCACGGAAACUGAGGAACUUCACGUCAUGUCAGAAAUAUGGUGUAUAUUGAGCAUUUUGUUUGAUAAAUCUUGCUUGUAUAGCUGGUUGACUGAUGCCUGUAUACAUGGCACAACAAUUUUAGUAACAAUCCUGUUUUUGUUUUUAAUCAGAUCAGCCUAUUAGACAUACAAUAAAACAAAUUUACUUUUGGAUUCACCUAUAAAUAUAUGUAUAAAUCCUGAUACAGUACUUACAAUAGUUAUUUUAUUAAUUGUAAUUUAGACCUGUGUACUACUUUUAAAACUAUUUAUGGUAAGAUUAGCUCUUUUAUCACCUUUGCUUUGCAUUGAUUUUAUUGUAGAAUAAAAAUGAACUACUGAUGGAUGUGUUGGAAGAUGGAGCCACUGCUUGUAAGAGAUUAUUCAUGCUUUGAGGUGCCAGUAAUGUGAUAUUUACUGAUCAGGUUGUUGCCUAUCCCAAAAACUGGGUGAAUUGGGUGAAAAUACAUACACUUAGAGUAGGUUCAUUGUGCUACAAACACAAUUUUAUUCAAUAAUGUAACCAGCAUGAAACUUUUGAUACUAAACAUAAAGUAAUGCUCUUGUUUGACAAUAAUUAAAUGCUGGCCAAGACUGUUUAUGAUCACACCACAUGAUGGGUACUGUAACAAAUGGAAUGUUUGCAUUAGAACCUUAGAAAUAAUAAUAAAAAUACAUUAUUUAUACACAUAAUAAGGCAUAUACGAGAUUUAAACUAAAGGUUCUCAAAAGUUUUAAACAUAGAAUACCAAAUAACUGGUACUUCUGAAAGGGUAACAGCUUCCAUUUAGAAAAAAUUAAAGAAAUUAUUUAGUUUUGUUUUACAAUUAACAGCUUGGAUUUUAAUUAAUAAAAAUUAUAUCUUUUACCAUUGAUCAAACCAGAAUUAAAUAAUUUACAAAUUAUUAUAUAAAUAUUUAAAUUAUUGUUUGAGUCGUUGAGUACACACACAGUAACUUGAUUUAGCUGAUAAUGCAAAAUCACCAAAAGUUUAGUACAAAAUGUGUUACUCGUAAAAUACCUAUUUACUUAAGGUAUGUAUCUGAGUGUCUCAAUGUAACCACCACUCGGGUUCAUGUGGUACAUACAUAAAACAUACAGCCACAUGCCUGCUUCACAGUCGCUCGAGUAGCGAGUCCCCACUUGCGGUGUCUUGCCGAAGUAGUGGAAUGCUGUAACUCGUGGCGCGCCUGGGCUGUUCGCGGGCAAGUUCAGCUAUGAGCAGAUCUGCAGUCUCAAUCCUGCUGGGCGAGUCUUCCCUGUUCCUAACAUACCCCAGCUUCUGCUGUUAUGUUGCAUAAGGACGAGCUUCUAUGCAAAUGUAAACGUAAGCACAGGCAUUUCAAACACCAGUUACUUUCGUAACACUUUUGUCACACACUCCCAUGGUCAUGUACAGGGAAGCGUACAAGAAAUCCAUAGAGGAUAGAGGGUAGCUUCUAUGCACUUUUAUUCUUUCUGGGACGAGUGCCUCGUAAGACCGUAACCAAUUGUGAACACUGUAUGUGUAACUUGGAACAUUACAUAAAGGACCUUAUUUCAAUUAUCGUCCUGGUGUGCUGAUUUGAUUGCAACAUAGCAACUUUCAUCAACAUUACACUUGUUAGUAACAUACAUAUCUUUAUGCAUGGCUUCAGUUCCUCCUGAAAGUAUGAAAGUCUAAUUCAGGGUGAUAGUUUCCCAAAGCCUCCAACCACCGACAAGCUUUGCGACAUCAACCACUAUUAAAAGUACAUACAUACGUGCAGUCCCAAGUCUUGCUAGCUGACUACAAAAGUUAACAUCCGAUCCAGACUUAGAAAAUUUUCAAAAGGGAUCGCUGCAGGAAGAGUUUGAAAUUAUUCUAUCACCAACCUUAACUUUGUGACGGUCAUACCAUUCCUGAAGUUCCAGCAUUGACGAGCAGAAUGAAGUAUGGCGAGUCUUGAGUGUCAGGGCGGCAUCGGCAAAAUCUUCUGGUGGGCAACUGCGACAGCUCUUUGAAAUAAGGCCUUUAUAUACUCGUCUUGAGCAGCUCUGAGACGGCCUAGUACAUUCUUCUAUAAACUUCUGGUUGCUCGUGACAAUGGCGGACUUCCUGAUGAUGUCAUAUCCACUUUUUUUACAUUGUGACACUUUUUUCUUGGUUGUGCUCUGGGUUGCCUAUACCUGCAUUGCUAAAGCUGGCACUAGUGGCACCGUAGGGGACACAUCCAAAAAUGUUAAGGGUGUGAUUCACAUCACACCAUUACAAUGUUAUCAAAUUAAUGUUACAGAAAAAAUAUUUUAAAAAAUCCAAAAUGGCAAAACUAUGUGUAUAGGAUAAUUGUUAUUAAAGGGUGGUAAUGAAUGUUUCUUUUUAUUUUAUUUCUUAAAUUUUUUCCCCGCCUUCUUUCAAAUUUGCUGUGUCAUAUCUUUACAACCUGAUGUAAAAUCUAACAUUAGUGAAUUGCAUCACAGUUGAAUGUUGUGACAUUGUGACUAGGUGAUUUGCAAUCCAUGAACUGUUUUCAGCAGUGGCAACAAAGUGGUUUUUUGAACAAGGUAUUCCUUACAAACUAAAUGAAUGGUAACUGUGAUGAGUAGCUCUGAAGUUGUUAUCAGAGUAUUACUUCAGUGGUUGAUUCCAAGCACUCUUUGCACUGAUAAAUUUAAUGUUUUUUGUAUUUUAAAUUCAUGCCUCGACUGCAAGGACAUUAAUCAUUAAUGGUAAAUAAAUUUUUAUUUUGUUAGCUAAAACCUUGAUAAUGUUUUGUUGGCAAGUAUUACUUAACAAGCAGGAUUAUCAAAAAUUAAUCCAAUAUCUGAUUUUGCUCAUGAACCUAUUUUGCCCGUUUGCACAUUUUCCCAUCCCUGCAAUAGCCUACAGUAUACAGUCUACUUGAAUAAUUUUAUUUAACAGUACUAGUUCAUUGUGUCAGAACUUUUAUUGAUUUAUGAAUACACAGCCUGCUUGUGAGGUAAAAAUUAAAUAAUAAUAAUAAAAAUAAUAAUAAUUUUAUUAAAAAAAUCAGAGUUGCAAAUAUAGCCACUUAGUUACCGCGUUGUUAUAGUUUAACUAGUUAAAUGUGUUACAAACAAUUAAGAUAUUUUCUAAAUGUAGGUGCUCCAUUUUUAUGGUGCUUAUCAAUUUAAUAAAAUUGUUAUUAUUAAAAUGUUGGAAUCAUGGUUGAAUAAAGAAAAUCUGUUUUAAGAACAUUUUCUUUCAGUUGUAAAGGUAUUAUAUUCAAAACAUAUAAUUCUAUGUUUUAAAAUAUCUUAAUGUGUAACAAACAUAUUAUAUAUAAUUUGGUGCAUAAACCAAUUUCUAUGCUUAACACUCAUUCAUGCAGUAAUUUGAAAAAAAAUUUUUGACUAUUUUUAGCAAAAUCACAUCACAGAAUUUUGAUUUAAACCACUCUUGUCAGUGUGUGUGUGUGUUAGUGAAUAAUUAAUUGUGUUUGGUGCUAUUGACAUUGUAGUGUUACGUAGAGAUGAUUCUGGUAUGAUAUCACAGCCAUGGUUUGUUUGAUUGUACACUUGUAUGGGUGAAACUGCAGUUUAUUGGUCUACCAGUUCAUUGGCUUUGGUUUGGAACCAGCAGUCAGGGUGUCUGCAGGUCAGAAAGUCAUGAAAACGUAAAAAAAAAAAAUUGAAGGACUGACCAUGAAAGUCACAAAAAGUCCUGAAAUAACAGCAAUGAUGGAACUCUCAAACUUUUAUUUUCCAGCAGCUGUUUGCUAACUUGCAUUUUAAUUUUUUGACAUCUCACUUAGUUUUUUGUUUUACAAUUAGUCAAUUAAAAAUAAAUAUUUGAAGACUGUCCACUUAAAUAAUGUGAAAAUUAUAUCUGAAAAGGUUUUAGUUUUCUUACUUAAAAAAUAGGCCUGUUAUGAAUCUUAGAUCUGUUUCUAUGUUUAUUUGUGCUUGUAACAUAUAUAAAAUAUGACCCUGUGAUAUAAAAAAGUUGCAAGACAAUUUUAUAAAAGUAUUUUGAAAAAGUCUUGUAAUUGGUUCAGCAGGUAUUUGUAGACACCCUGGUGAAGGUAGUUGUUAAACCAAAGGAUAUUGUUGUACAUAAUAUAUUUAAUGUAUUUAUUUAUUGAAGUUUGUAUGAUUUUAUUAUGAAUAUAAAAAUCACUAUUUUUGUUUGAAA
Molecule: messenger RNA, 8744 nt
Organism: Bacillus rossius redtenbacheri
Lineage: Eukaryota; Metazoa; Arthropoda; Insecta; Phasmatodea; Bacillidae
Product: solute carrier family 35 member E1 homolog
Exons: 6
Coding region: 566-1303 (245 amino acids)
Cellular component (GO): Golgi apparatus
Molecular function (GO): antiporter activity
Source: RefSeq, a predicted model, not a curated record